Drosophila rhopaloa is the source of this 473-nucleotide messenger RNA. RefSeq lists its product as uncharacterized. The coding region runs from base 52 to 420 and encodes 122 amino acids. The record is from RefSeq and is a predicted model, not a curated record. NCBI's taxonomy places the organism in Eukaryota, Metazoa, Arthropoda, Insecta, Diptera, Drosophilidae. The transcript has a single exon.
UGUCAACCAACAGUAAGCUUUCAUCUCUUCACCAAAAAACAACCUUAUAAAAUGUACCUUCUUGCCGUGUUUUUGCUUUUAGUUGGCACAAACGUUUGCCUGAUUAAUGGAAAUCUAGGCGGAAGCCAAGAAGGAAACGAUUAUACAUAUGGGACACAAGCCACAACUGAUACCCUAAUUGCCAGUGAGACUGUUUCAUCGAACAAAGUUAUGCUGCAAUCCACGACGAAAACCUAUACGUUGACACAGGCAGGAACUGCAAAAACAAUAACCUACAUCAAAAUUACGGAUCUAAAGAGAAAGCGAGGUGCUACUGCCCAAAUUACAUCGGGAGGAGUGGGAGCCACGACGGUCACGAUCAAAUUUACUUCAGCCCGGGGAUCUGGUAUUAAGUCCCAAGUGGUAAUAUAUGGAUCUUAAAAUAUUUAAAACCCAAUUGUUUUUUAAUACAAAAUGAAAUAAUGUUCAUCAGG